Mesoplodon densirostris (Blainville's beaked whale) is the source of this 1857-nucleotide messenger RNA. RefSeq names its product transmembrane protein 200C (gene TMEM200C). The record is from RefSeq and is a predicted model, not a curated record. Bases 1 to 1857 code for a protein of 618 amino acids. NCBI's taxonomy places the organism in Eukaryota, Metazoa, Chordata, Mammalia, Artiodactyla, Ziphiidae. The transcript has a single exon.
AUGAUCGCCACCGGCGGCCUGCUGAGGAUUUCCGCCAGAAAGCAGGAUCCCCUCCGGCCCCCGAGCCAGGUCCCCAAGCGCAGGCGGAAAGCCAAGAAGAGGCGCAAGAACGACGUGGUGGUGGUGAAAGGCAAGCUGAAGCUGUGCUCCGUCUCCGGGCUCAUCGCCCUCUGCGGGAUCCUGGUGCUGCUGGUGGGCAUAGCCUUGGCGGUGGUGGGCUACUGGCCCAAGGCCAACGGGACCAACAGGGAGGGGGGUAAGCAGCUGCCGCCCGCGGGCAGCGGCCACCGCGUCCCCACCAUGACCAACAGCAGCAGCAGUGGCAGCAGAAACCGGUCCAGGAAGCACCCGGGGCCUCCGGAGGGUGUCACCACCAGUUCCGUGGGCGCGCCCUGGAGCACGCCUCCAGCACGGUCCCCCGCGCCCUCUUUGUCCUCCUCUACGUCCGUGGGCUUCUUCUUCCGCAUCUUCUCCGGCUACCUGCACUCGGACAAGCUCAAGGUCUUUGGGCCCCUCAUCAUGGGCAUCGGCAUCUUCCUCUUCAUCUGCGCCAACGCAGUGCUCCAUGAAAACCGGGACAGGAAGACCAAGAUCAUCAACCUGCGGGACCUCUACUCCACCGUCAUCGACGUGCACAGCCUCCGCGCCAAAGACCUGGCAGCCGCCGCGGCUGCUGCCGCCGCCGCCGCCGCCUCCUCGUCCUCCGCCCCCACCUCGGCGCCCCCAGGGGCCGCGCCGCUCAACGGCUUCCUCAGCUACGUGCAGUCGCGGGGCCUGGAGCUGAAGCCCGGAGGCUGCGGCGGCGCCGGGGACGCCUUCGGGGCGACGGCGAUGCUGGGCAGGGGUGCGUGGCCCCACCCCGCGGCGCUGGGCGGGGGCGGGGCCCGGGGCGCCGCGUCCCCCCCAGACCUGGCCUCGUCCCCGCGCCGCCCGCGGGAGCCCCAGAGCCUGGCGGAGGCCGUGUACAGCAUCUACCGCGAGCGCUCCGGCGUGGCCGGCCGUCGCCGGGCCGCCGCCGCCACCGCGGCCGCCAGCAGCAGCAGCAGCCCGGCGCCCUGCAGCCCCCCCGAGAGCUGGGGGCGCCAGAGCACUGCCAGCUCCCUCGUGGGCUCCUCGCUGAGCGCCUUCGCGCUGCUGCCCCUGCCGGGGGACCGCGACGGGGUCGGGGACGCAGCGGGCGCGAGCCGCGGCUGGCAGCGGCCGCCCGGGGAGCGCGGCUCCCGGGAGAUCCCGCGGGGCGAGCUCGACUCGAGCUUGACCGACCUCCGCGGCGCCCGGGGCGGCGCGCGCUGGGCGCCCCGCGAGCCGGAGGAGCCGGCGGGCGCGGCGGCCGCGUGCACCGCCAGGGGGCAGGGUGGCCGCCUGCCCAGGACCAGCAGGUACGCGGCCCUGCGACGCCGCAGCACCAGCGGGCUCCCGGACUACCGGGCGCCCUCGUCCCCCGAGCCCCCGCCUGCCUCGGGCAGCGCGCACCUGGACUCGACCGUCCCGGCCCCAGCUGCCUCCCCCGAGCCCCCGCUGCGGCGGGAGCGCUCGCCCCCCGCCGGGCCGGACUCUCCGAGCUCCCAGUCGGAUGACCCGUCCUGCAGCAAUAAGGGCUACACCCCUCUGCGGGAGGCCGGCACCUCCCUGGAGUCGGUGGUGGACCCGGUGGCUGGUGAAAGUCCAGACGGUGAGGCCGCCACCUCCCCGGGGGCGGAGCAGAGUCCCCCGGAGGGUCCCGGCCAGAAGCCCCCAGCGGGCGAGCCCCCCCAGCGGGUGCGGAGGCAGUUUACAAACGAGGAGAAACUCUUCAUGAUUUCCCGAUCUCACGCCCCAGGGGUCGAGGACGGAGAACUGGAAACUACUGGCAUUUAG